Messenger RNA from Penicillium salamii, 1764 nucleotides. The record is from the annotation of a GenBank genome assembly. Lineage: Eukaryota; Fungi; Ascomycota; Eurotiomycetes; Eurotiales; Aspergillaceae.
AUGGCAUUUGGCCGGUCAAGUCGCUCGAAGAGGCCAUCAUCUCCAGAACCACCACCAAAACCGCCGCGCCCGCAAAGAUCACAUCAGCAAACACAGGCCACACCGGGGGCGUCGUACAACCAGGCCAAUGUUCCAUACAUUGCGCCGGUUGGUGCAUGUUCCGUUAGUACCUUGCGUGCUUCACCGCCAGUUCCAUAUCAAAAUGGGCCAAUGUCCAUGGUACACCUGCCAACUACAGUUCCUUCUCAAUCUCCGUAUCAGUAUUCAGCGAGCGCUGUUAGUACCGUCAGCGCUGUCAGCAGUCCUUUGCCCGAGACCUUACAGCCACCUCAAAGACCGUCCAAAUGGAAGUCAUGCACGAAUCUCAAUCAGUCAAUGACCCAGCUCGUAUCUCACACCGUCGAAAAAACAAACGCGACCAUCCUUGAACUCGAAAAUCUGGUGCAUCACAGUUUGCGCGGUGGUGCCAACGUUAAUGAUGCUACCUGCCGGUUGUUGGAUCAAGUCAUUACUUCAAUCGAUCUAGGGUCUUUUUGUGGAAGAGAGAAUGAGCUGAGUGAGUGGUGUUUCGGUAUGAAAAUUCAAUAUGCGCUAAUAAGCGAUGGUUAUUUAGUCGCUGCGUGUACGGUUCCUUUUCAGUCCGACGCAAGGAAAGACCGACGGGCCCAGCGUCAGGGAAAGAAGCCUGCGGGCUCGGUGGACUACUUUUCCAAGGUGUAUCUUUACGCCAAUGCCCGACUUCCACCCCAACUGAUACCUCUCAAAUUUUAUCUCCCUACAUAUCCCCUUCUCCAACUCGCUGCCAAAUACUCCCGCCGUGUCUACGACAAACCCUCUGGACAUGAGAAACACUCCUAUGUGAACUCGGAUUGGCGCCAAGGUACCAAAGCGAUGGUUGUGAAGUCGCUUCCAGUGGACGAUUUGAAUACAAUUGUCUUCGCAAUCCGAGGCACUCAGAGCUUCAUGGACUGGGCUGUGAAUGUGCACACGGCACCGACCUCCCCUCAAGGUUUUUUGGACGACCCGUCAAAUUGUUGUCACUCGGGCUUCCUAUCUGUAGCACGAAAGAUGGUCGCACCUGUGGCGGCUCGGCUUCGGAACCUACUCGAGGAGGAUCCCAACCGUAUGGCCUAUUCGCUGAUCUUCACGGGCCAUUCUGCAGGUGGUGCCGUUGCCAGUCUGCUUUACUUGCAUCUUCUUUCUGAAUCGCCCGCUGUGUGUUCAGAGCUGACGCAUCUUCGGGGUUGCUUCAAAAGAAUACACUGCAUCACCUUCGGCGCCCCACCCAUCUCAAUCCGCCCUUUCCAUCCCUUUAAUGGGGUGAACGGAUCAAAAUCCAUGUUCUUUGCCUUCAUCAAUGAGGGAGACCCGGUGGCUCGGGCCGACAAAGGCUACUUUCUCUCGUUGUUGGAUCUAUAUGUUAAACCGGCACCGGGGUCGCUGUUAACCUUGUACGACCGGAAGAACACGACUGCUCCUAGUUAUUGGAGAAUACCUAGGUCUACCCUCUCACUAGCAGGUAGGCUUGUUGUUAUUCGGUCCCGAGAUCAAUUGAAUGGUCGACCGAUGGCUAUCUCGCCGGCUGGUAGUUCCAACAGUCCGGGGAUUCCUCCUGCUCUCCCCCCAAAGGAAAAUGUUGACGCUUUUGGCAUCGUAGAUGCCGACCUCAAAGGUGUUGUAUUUGGCGAUCCAGUCAUGCAUUUCAUGGAUCUGUACUCCCGACGUAUUGAUUCUAUGGCUCGAGCUGCUCUGAGUACGAGAUAA